Messenger RNA from Morus notabilis, 411 nucleotides. RefSeq names its product CBS domain-containing protein CBSX3, mitochondrial-like. The record is from RefSeq and is a predicted model, not a curated record. Lineage: Eukaryota; Viridiplantae; Streptophyta; Magnoliopsida; Rosales; Moraceae. The transcript is spliced from 4 exons. The annotation marks the transcript as partial.
CGCAUGGAAGAGAAACAACCAAGAGCGGAAAGAUAUUUUCUCGUUUUGGAUGGAUGACCCCGUCUUCGUCCGUGCAAGAGAAAGGACUAGAGAAUGUCACAGUGGCGGAGAUACUAAUGGCAAAGGGAGGAGAAAGCACUGGGCCUUGGCUCUGGUGCAAUUCCAACGACGCAGUUAGUGAUGCUGCAAAAAACAUGGCUAAAAACAACAUCGGAUCAUUAGUGGUACUAAAGCCAGGACAACCACUCCAUGUUGCUGGAAUUAUCACAGAAAGAGACUACCUGAGAAAAAUAGUCUUAGCAGGAAGAUCUCCUGUUCUAACUAGAGUGUCAGAAAUAAUGACCGACGAGAAGAACUUAAUAACAGUAUCAUCUGACACAAACAUUCUUCAAGCAAUGCAGUUAAUGACAG